Suillus subaureus is the source of this 621-nucleotide messenger RNA. RefSeq lists its product as uncharacterized. Lineage: Eukaryota; Fungi; Basidiomycota; Agaricomycetes; Boletales; Suillaceae. The transcript has 9 exons. The record is from RefSeq and is a predicted model, not a curated record. The coding region runs from base 1 to 621 and encodes 206 amino acids.
AUGUAUAGUGUUAUAGCAAUUGUGGGCUUCUGGGACAGCCUCUGCACAUGGCAAGGCUUAAGCCCAGAGUGGUACAGUGGCAGUGGAAACACUGUGACACUUAAACAACAGUACAUGGACUGCCAGGAACAUGAUGACUGGUUGCUUGCCUGUGUAAUUCUCAUGCAACUGUUGAUGUCCCUGACCAUUGGCCUCCAAUACAGCUCCAAGUCCAUCUUUAUCAUAAUGUUCAAGUUUCAGUUUGACCAAAUAUUCUACAACAACUUAAGGUUCACACAGGAGAAACAGCAGUCAGACCAACUCCUCUCAGCAGCAGACUGUGAAAUCCAAAACCAAGCCCUACCUAAAAACAUCAUUAUCAUCACCAGCUUCAAGUUCUACCUCACCAUUGAGUUGGGAGAUACCAAUUUUAAUCAUCUCAGUAGCAGCAGUAGGAUGUUUUCUGAUAUAUCUUCUGACAAAUACAAAGCCGUCUUGAAACUAGUUUUUGAGACCAAGCACAUAUAUCCUACACCAAGAUUCAUGUUUAUAGAAGAUAAAUCUCUACUUAUUGUUGGAAUGGCCCUGCCCCUCCAUGAAAUUGACAUUACAUUCCUGGUAUCUGAAUUAUCCCUUAUGUGA